This is a messenger RNA of Rhodotorula graminis WP1, 1647 nucleotides long. RefSeq lists its product as uncharacterized. Gene Ontology annotation, molecular function: asparagine-tRNA ligase activity; ATP binding. Lineage: Eukaryota; Fungi; Basidiomycota; Microbotryomycetes; Sporidiobolales; Sporidiobolaceae. Gene Ontology annotation, cellular component: mitochondrion. The transcript has 3 exons. Bases 1 to 1647 code for a protein of 548 amino acids. Gene Ontology annotation, biological process: asparaginyl-tRNA aminoacylation. The record is from RefSeq and is a predicted model, not a curated record.
AUGGCUCCCCGACCACGCCUGCCAGCUCUAAUCCCGCCAGCGAGGCACCUGCACUCGUCUGCCUGCGCUCGACACCCGCCACCGCCGCUCCCGACCACCGUCGCCGCCUCGCUCGCGGCCGCCUCGUCCAGCACCGGUCCGGCACCCGACACGCUCAGCGGCUGGAUCCGCUCGGUCCGCAGGCAGAAGAACGUCUCGUUCGCCGUCUUGAGCGACGGCAGCCAGGUCGGCGGCGUCCAGGUCGUCCUCCCUAAAGGCCUCGACGACGGCUUCACCGUCGGGUGCUCGGCAAGCUUGCGCGGCGCGUGGGUCGACAGUCGAGGGCAGGGCCAGGCCAAGGAGUUCAAGGUCGACGAAGUCACGUUCGUCGGAGAGAGCGACGCCGAGGUGCGCCUCGUUCCUCUGGACUGGCUCUCGCCUUUUCGACGUCUGCCUGACACAAUCGCAUUGUCGCAGACGUACCCGAUGCCCAACACGAAGCAGGGCAUCCCUCUGCCCGUCCUGCGCCGCAACGCGCACCUGCGCCCGAGGAAGGACGGGCCGGCGGCCAUGCUCCGGGUCCGCAGCGAGAUGAACUGGGCCCUCUCUGAUCACUUCCGGCGAGAAGGUUUCGUCCGCGUCGAAUUGCCCAUCAUCACGUCGUCCGACUGCGAGGGCGCAGGCGAGGUGUUCCGCGUCGUCGAGGGCGCACCUGAAUCACCCGCACCCGCCAGCACCGCACCUCCCGCACCUCCAGCCUCGACCGCCGACUCGCCCAAACCCGCACCGCCACCCGCACCCUCUCGCUACCUCACCGUGUCGACCCAGCUCCACCUCGAGGCCGUCACGUCGUCGCUCCAACGCGCGUACACGUUCGCGCCCUGUUUCCGCGCCGAGAAGAGCGACACGUCGCGGCACCUGCAAGAGUUCUGGAUGCUCGAAGCCGAGGCCGCCUUCCUCGACGCCGACGUCCCGACCGCGCUCGACCAGGUCAUGCACAUCGCCGAGUCGACCGUGCGCGCGAUCGCGACCCACGUCCGCGCCCAACCCGACGUCGAAGCGCACUUUGCGGCCCAGGCGCCCGCGCUCGAGGCCCAGUACGCCGCGCUCCUCGCCCCGGCGCCGUACCCUCGCCUGUCGUACACGCGCGCGGUCGAGCUCCUCGCGACGCACGCGGCGGCGCACCCGGGCGCGUUCGCGUUUGCGCCCGUGUGGGGCGCGGGCCUGCAGACCGAGCACGAGCGGUGGCUCGCCGAGGACCACGUCCGAGGACCGCUCUUCGUCACCGACUACCCGUCGGCGCUCAAGCCGUUCUACAUGCUCGCCAACGAGGCGGCGUCGGGUGCGAGCUCGGUCGGCGAGGCGGCGGGCGCACGAGCCGGGCGCCAGACGACGGCGUGCUUCGACCUGCUCGUGCCCGGCGUGGGCGAGCUCGCCGGCGGGUCCCUGCGCGAGCACCGCCGCGAGCAACUCGUUGCGGCCAUGGACGCACACGGCCUCGACCACGAGGGCGCGUACCGGUGGUACGUCGACCUGAGGCGGUACGGCACGACGCGCCACGGCGGGUUCGGCCUCGGGUGGGAGCGCCUCGUCGGGCUCUUGACGGGCGAGACCAACGUGCGCGAGUGUACGGCGUUCCCGAGGGCCGCAGAGGGCAGCAGGUUCUGA